This is a messenger RNA of Aspergillus welwitschiae, 541 nucleotides long. RefSeq lists its product as uncharacterized. The record is from RefSeq and is a predicted model, not a curated record. The coding region runs from base 85 to 417 and encodes 110 amino acids. The transcript has a single exon. Lineage: Eukaryota; Fungi; Ascomycota; Eurotiomycetes; Eurotiales; Aspergillaceae.
UAUGGAUCGCAUGCUAAUAUAGUGGUCGUUCAUCAUCGGGGCAUCGGAAACAAGUUUAAGACAAUACAAUGCGCGAGGAUCGAUAUGAAAAGUGCUUGGCUGAAUGCCCAACUGCAAGGAGUCAAGCAUAUCGUUUUUCAGCAAGCCACUAGAUUAAGAUGCGUCAAACUCGUGGGUAAAGCAGGAUUGUCUAAGCUCCAGCCAGGUCCUUACUUUCAACUGUCCAAUCGAGGCAGCAAUAAGAAGCAUCGUGUCUUUGCUUCCUAUGCGACCAGUCUCCUCGCUCAGCCCUGGUCCACCUCACGAGCCAGAGCCCUAUGCAUGUUGCACAUCGCAAAUCUUAGCCCGCGAUCAUCGUCGACCCGGCGCCGCCAAGGUCUUGGCCAGUGCAUCUGUUGGAAUGCCGUUGAACCUUGAUUGGACUGGCCCGUCCAUCUUCAUGCACCCCAGGGUCAAUCGCCCUGCUCAGGUUUCUUCACCCAAGCAUUCCUUGAGCGUUUGAACAAGGUUUGUGCGGAAUGCACGUUGUAUCAAAUAGCCU